AUGGCAUUUGAGAUAAAAACAUUUCACAACAAGCAUACAUGUGGAAGGGAUUAUGGAAGCAAUUUGGCCGAUAAGGCAUGGGUCACAGAUAAGCUGGAAAAAAGGUUGGCAACACAGCCUAAGCUAACACCGAGGGAAGCAACGGAGCAUAUGAAACAGGACUACAAUGUUCAGGUCCAUCCAAAAAUGAUCCAAAGGGCUUUGAAAGCAGCCAGGGAAAUUGUUGUUGGGAAUGACAAGGCACAAUAUGGGAAGUUGUGGGAUUAUUUACAAGAGUUGCACAGGAGUAACCCAGGCAGCACGGCUGACAUGUGUGUUGACCCAAUUCCGCAAUCUCUACCGCUGUUUGACAAAAUUUACAUAUGUUUAGAUGCGUGCAGAAAUGGUUUUGUUAAGGGUUGUAGACCACUAAUAGGCCUAGAUGGAUGCUUUUUAAAAGGGUAUUAUGGAGGCCAACUCCUAACUGCAAUGUCACUUGAUGCUAACAACCAUGUAUUCGUUAUUGCAUAUGCUGUUACAAGAGCAGAAAAUACAGAGAACUGGAUGUGGUUCUUAACUCGACUUCAGGAUGAUUUGGGAGACCAUCAAGUGCGUGGAUGGAAUCUCAUGUCCGACCAACAGAAGGGACUUAUGCAUGCUACAAAGGAAGUCAUGCCCUAUGCACACCAUAGAAAUUGUGUGUUGCACAUUUGGAAGAAUCUUCAACAAAAAUUCAAUAACAAGCAGGUAAAGGGACUGUUAUGGCAUGCUGUCAAGUGCACUACUCAGGUGCAGUUCAAAGCAUCAAUGGAGAAGUUUAAAAGUGAGUGCCGCGGAGGAUGGGAGUAUAUGAAUCAAUUUGACCUAGCAGCUUGGUGCAAGGCAUAUUUCAGUCAUGGUCCGAAGAAUGACAGCCUCACCAAUAACAUGUGUGAGGUUCGGAAUUCUAUGAUAGUUGAGGCUAGGGAGAAGCCGAUUCUAACAAUGUGUGAAGAGAUAAGGUGUACAAUAAUGAAAAAGAUGGCCAAGCACAAGAGAAUUUUAGGGAGGUGCACUGGGAAACUGGCACCAGCACAGCAGUGGAGACUUGACAAGCACAUUAAACUACAGAGUCAUAAAUGGAAUGCACAAUGGAGCGGAGAUAAUGACAGGGUUCUAUUUGAAGUUACUAGGGGAAAACACAAAUUGGGUGUCAAUAUCCAACAACAUACAUGCACUUGCAAUACAUGGCAGUUGACAGGGUUGCCAUGUGUCCACGCAGUUGCUGCUAUCUCUAAGUUGAGAAUUAAGGCUGCCGAAGACUUUGUGAGCCCUUAUCUCACUAUGGAUUCUGUGAGGAAAACAUAUGACUUAUGUGUAAAUCUGGUGAACAGCGAAGAAUUUUGGGAGAAGACAAACCAUCCAAAGCCACAACCCCCCAGGAUAGUAAGACCAGCUGGUCGUCCAAAGAAACGCAGGACUGAUUCCGGUGCACCCCAUCCCCCUCCAGUGAUUGGCGACAAAGUGAGAAGAACUUUUCAGGAUACGGCUAGGAAAAACAAGAAAAAAAUGCCAAAGAGGCCACAUGUAGAGCCAGAUGAGAUAAACAUUUCACAAAAUGCCCCAACUGCAGAGGUUCCAGGAAUUGAUGAAACAACUCUAAUGAAUCAGGCCACAACUCAGGCAUCAAAGGCUCAGCCCCAUUAUGCAGCACCAAAGUUUAGGCCCAAACAGAGUGUCAGAAGGCCCCCAGGUCCUCUAGUGCAACCCAACGAACCUCCUCACAAUAUACAAGCCCAACCAGAAGGACAAGGCUUAGAGAGAACCUCUCAUACAAUCUCCAAUGAAACUUUGGCAGCAGCUAGCACUGGGACCUCAUCAAGGCUAUUCAAGUUCAUUCCAACUCCAGGAAUGAAGCCUCCACCAAAAAAACAGUGA
Molecule: messenger RNA, 1896 nt
Organism: Arachis ipaensis
Lineage: Eukaryota; Viridiplantae; Streptophyta; Magnoliopsida; Fabales; Fabaceae
Biological process (GO): DNA transposition
Molecular function (GO): zinc ion binding; transposase activity; DNA binding
Source: RefSeq, a predicted model, not a curated record